Musca vetustissima is the source of this 192-nucleotide messenger RNA. Its product is annotated as single-pass membrane and coiled-coil domain-containing protein 4 homolog. The record is from RefSeq and is a predicted model, not a curated record. The transcript has a single exon. The coding region runs from base 1 to 180 and encodes 59 amino acids. NCBI's taxonomy places the organism in Eukaryota, Metazoa, Arthropoda, Insecta, Diptera, Muscidae.
AUGCGUCAACUAAAGGGAAAAGUAAAGGAAACUCGCAAACAAAAGAAGGAACGUAAAAUGGAAAAUGUUGCCAUACACAAUCAAGUGAAAACCGUGGUUCUUCCGGUUUUGGGUGUAUUUGCAUUGAUAAUAAUUGCAUUUGUUUACAUUAAAACACGACCAUCGGCAAUGAUGGCAUAAAAUUGUGGUGGC